UUUAACCUUGCAAAAUAUCUCGUAGGCAACGUUGACAGCCAAUGAGAGUACGACCGAUCUCCGACAAAAAAUACGAGGCGAGGCUUAACUUUCAAAACCGUCUGAUCUGUACAGAUUUUUGUGAAUCCAGUAGCUCAUAUGAUCUCAGAAAUUGAUUUGUCCAGAGGGAGAACCAGAUCAGCGCUGGAACGGACACACGGUGAAUGUGCAAAUCAGCACAAUGAAGAAAAACGAUUUGACACUCGUGCUGAUUGGACAUUUGAUGUCGUUUUCCUGCAUCGCCGUCACUGUCUACUCCACACAACCUUUCACAGCUAAAGAAUCAGCGGUACGUAGCCCGAACGUUUCGAGAAACGACUACGAGGUUUGGGUGGAAGAAAAUAAACCAGCAACCCUAUUCUGUGCAGUAGAGGGGAAAUCGUUGAAAAAUUUCAAAUGGCUACGGAAAGUUGACGCUACUUUAACCUGGAAAGAGGUGAACAUUUCGAACGCUUUGAAAAUCAACGAAACAUACGCCGCCGUGACGUUUGAUGUCGCAAAUGUGACAUCCGAAAACAACGGAACGUUAUACAAAUGCAGUGCAGAAGAUGACGGCCGCAACGUAGAAAAUACAUUGCAUAUUAAAACUUUUAAAGAACAGGAAUCCUACCAAAAUAUCCAAGCGGUUGGACCAGAUCGCAUUUACCUACGAAUAGAUCGGAUGAAUUUCAUAACUCAGUAUCAGUACGAACUGUUCUUGCCAAGUGAAUCCAACAUUCAUUAUAAGGAAAUUGGUACAAGGGAAUGGCAGCACGCAAUGUCACUGACGAAUCACGAUAUUCCCAGUUACCACGUUAUAACCGGAUUGAAAAAUGACACUGCCUAUCAGAUAAGAAACGUGAUUACUCCCGAAUCGCAGAGUUUGGGUACUGUCGUUCAAUAUAAAUGGGUGACGACGUUGAAACAAGCUCUCGAAUACCUCCCUAUCAUUACGAUUGCGAACGUCAGUAGUUCAACGAUAACGAUUAAGUGGAAAGCGCCACCACCAGAACUGGAAGGUUACAUCAGUUUUUAUAAUAUAUCAAUCCGAAAAUAUCAGAACGAAACCCCGUCUGAGGUGAAAGUAUGUUCGACGUCACAAAGUAAAGAGUUGAGCUACGUUUUCAAUGUUACUCAGAAAGGUCGAAAUUACUUUGAAGUAACAGCUUGUUCCGUUGACUCAUGUGAAGAUCGAUUCAGAUCCACCUUGAAUCUCGUUGUGAUUACACUCGUAGUAAACCCGAAGUACCUGAAGACCAGUUACCAGCUCUGGGUGGAAGAGAAUACUCCCGUGACUCUGCUUUGCGAUCUAGCUUUGUUUCCGUUGAAAAAUUUCAAGUGGCUAAAAAAAUCUCCCGGUUCAUUGAUAUGGAAUGAGGUGAACGUUUCGAGCAGUUCACUUAUCAAGGAAAACGUUGACAGAACUCUCGAUAUUGCAAACGUGACAUCGCAAGACAACGGAACGUUGUUCAAAUGGAGCGGGGAAGUUAAUGAGCAGCAUGUUCAACGUACGAUGCUAAUUGUGACUUACGGAGAAAAGGAAUCAUACAAAAAUUUCCGAGCUGUUGGAUCGGAUCGGAUUUACCUACGGCUAGACCGGGUCGAUUUCAUAAUUGCAAAUCCAACUUUGGUUUGUUGGUCGUGUAGCUACGUUAUUGAUUACAAAGAAAACGGUACAAAUCAAUGGCAGUACGCAGUGAACCAAUCGUUUUUCGACGUCCGUGGCUACUACGUCAUGAAUGGAUUGAAACCGGAUACUGCCUAUCAGAUAAGAAAUAAAAUUAUUGAUCCAGUUGAGAAUUCGACAACGGUUUUUCAAUAUAAAUGGACUAGAACCUUGAAACAAGAUAUCGAAUACGUUCCAAAUGUUUCGAUUUUGAAAGUGACUUCCUAUACGGUAACGAUUGAAUGGACCGCGCCAUCGACAGAACUGGAGGGUUACAUCAGCCUCUACAAUGCAUCGAUUCGAAUAUCCGGUCACAAUGGGAAGCAUUACAUGUCUGAAACAAAGGAGUUACGCUACACGUUUAAUGGAUUGACUCCAACGUUGGAUUACGAUCUCCACGUAAGCGCGUGUUCCAUUGACGCGUGUCGACAUGUGUACGCAAGUGUCACCCUCAAACAAGUGCGUACAGAGUCAGAAGAUUCAAUCAAUCCGGAUUUCGUUCCAAUCGUUUUUGUGAACGCAUCGACCAACUAUUCAAUACCCAUCAGCUGGACAGAACCCCAAGAUUCAUACGUAGGACCGAAUAUUCAUUACUACCAUCUAGUGCUUUCCACUUCCUACGGUACGAAUCGCUCGAUAUAUGUGAAUGGAACGACAAACUCUUUGACGAUCGGAAAUCUGCUGCAGUACGCGGAAUAUAAGUUUUACGUGGCAGCCUGUGGUAGAUACAGGAUGAAUUGUGGACCUUGGAGUGAUCCUGUCAAAGCUGUUAUACCAGGUGCUUGGGAUACUCAAAAUAUCGGCUGUUUGAGUCAAAUGCGAGUAUGGCGAAUUGUCUUAGCGCUGAUACUUCUCAUCGUCACUAGCACGCUGAUCGUUCGGAGACUCCGAAAGAAGGCAUUGAAACGGAAGUUGAUCAGAGCGAGACUCUCGAACUUUAACGACGGAAAUGAAAUGAUCUUAAAUCCAAAUGUGGCUGUCAAUGAUCAAGCUGAAUUACUAGAUUACGAGAACAAAUACGAGUUUCCUCGAAGUCUGCUCAAACUGGGCGACAUACUGGAAAGUGGGACGUUCAAUGUGGUGAGAAAAGGGCAGGCAAAAACCAUCCGCAGCCACGAAGCCGUCACAACGGUCGCUGUCAAGACGGUCCGAGCGACAGCCAGCCUGGACUGCAAGACAGCUCUUCUUCGGGAACUCAGGAUUCUUUGCUAUAUCGGCAACCAUCUGAACCUCGUCAACCUUCUCGGUGCCUGUACAAAAAAUCUACAAUACAGUCAAAUCUGCGUUAUCGUGGAAUUUUGUCGAUUUGGAAACAUUCGCGACUACUUGUUACGACACCGACGUGAUUUUGUGAAUCAAUUGGGUUAUGAUACUGGAGAGAUUCGUGAUCGAAAUCCCCUUGUCGAUACGAUCGACGCCAACGAUCGAGGCUCAGAAAAUAAGUCACAGUGCAACGAUAAUGAAGAUGCAGAAGGAUGCAGCGAUAACAACGAUCCCAAAUGUACAAGUGCUGGAGUAGACGUUGUCACAGAGGCCCAAAUAGCUGAACCGAAGCUGCCAUUCAAAUACCCGGGCGAUGACACAGAAACGGUGACAGAUCCGAUACGCACACAAGACUUGGUGUGUUGGGCCUGGCAAAUUUCACGUGGUAUGCAGUAUCUGGGUGCGAAGAAGGUUCUCCACGGAGACUUGGCGGCAAGAAACAUUCUCCUCUCUGAUAACAAUGUUGUGAAAAUCUGUGACUUUGGACUGUCAAAGUCUCUCCGCGAGGAACAGAACUUUGCGAACAACGAGCGUGGUCCGCUUCCGGUGAAGUGGAUGGCCAUCGAGUCGCUCAGGGAUCGAGUAUUUUCAACGAAAUCGGAUGUUUGGUCGUACGGAGUCGUUCUGUGGGAGCUUUUCUCACUUGCUGAUACGCCGUAUCAUGGGAUAAGACCCGAAUAUAUGUGUCAAACUCUGAUCGACGGUUAUCGUAUGGAGCGACCGAAAUACGCGCCGCAGAUUUUGUACGAUAUGAUGUUACAUUGCUGGAAAGAGGAGCCAUCGGAACGUCCUUCGUUCGAAUCGCUCAUCUGGAAAAUUUCUGAAAUGGUGGACGAGCAUGUGAAAUUGUAUUACCUUGACUUGGGCAAUUCUUACACUGAGAUGUACGCCGAUGAUUGGAGACGUGAGAGGGAGACCGUAAUCAAAGGUGAAGAAUCUGUCUCCUAUGACGAGACCCAACUUUAGGAAUAUCAAUGUCGUUGAAGCGCAUCACAAGUUCAUGAUCAAUCGGUUAAAAUCUAUAACCCUUUCAGCAUCACCCACAAAUAAUGUCCUUAUUUAUAUUGUAUCGCAUAAAAUUGACAUGUAAUCAGGAAGGAACACUUGUAAAUAACUUGUUUUAGUACGUCGCCUAAUUCUCCACGACUGAGUUGAGUUGAAUUUUCAAUUUGCCGAGUAAUUUCGUAGUUGUAUCAGUUGUAUCAUCUCACGAUGUGCGUCGAAAAAAAAUUCAUUCUUGUUCACCGCUCGUCUUGCUAACUACUUAUAAGUACCUAAUCAAGAUUAUUACGGCGUCAUUUUUGACAACGAAGUUGGUUUGUCGAUAGGUUUCCUAUUCAACCUAUAAGUGGGCUUUCUCGUGUUCAAACUGAUUAAUAAAUAAACAAAUAAAUUAAAUCUCAA
Molecule: messenger RNA, 4351 nt
Organism: Neodiprion fabricii
Lineage: Eukaryota; Metazoa; Arthropoda; Insecta; Hymenoptera; Diprionidae
Product: vascular endothelial growth factor receptor 1-like
Exons: 14
Coding region: 221-3913 (1230 amino acids)
Biological process (GO): protein phosphorylation; cell surface receptor protein tyrosine kinase signaling pathway; positive regulation of kinase activity
Cellular component (GO): signaling receptor complex
Molecular function (GO): protein binding; transmembrane receptor protein tyrosine kinase activity; ATP binding
Source: RefSeq, a predicted model, not a curated record